Molecule: messenger RNA, 645 nt
Organism: Acanthoscelides obtectus
Lineage: Eukaryota; Metazoa; Arthropoda; Insecta; Coleoptera; Chrysomelidae
Source: the annotation of a GenBank genome assembly
AUGUGCCCUUUAUGCAACAAAGUUUUAGGCAAUGACGCUAUGAAACCAUCUAAACUGCAAGAUCAUCUGAGAAGAUGCCACCCUGAUAAAACAGAGAAAGAUUUGAAAUACUUUCAAAUACUCAAAAAUAAAUUUCAGAAGAGACCUCCACUGGACAGAAUGUUCGCUCGACGUCACAAAGAAAUGAUGAUGGUUUGCGGGCGUCUUACAAUAUCUCCAAAAUCCGGAAAACCGCAUACUAUCGGAGAGAAGUUAAUUUUGCCAGCCGUUGAAGAGGUUUUAAAAACUGUUUUACACAAACCUGCAUCUGAUAUUAUUAAAAGAAUUCCCUUAAGCAACAAUACUGUUGAAAGACGUAUUGAUGAAAUGAGUUCUGAUAUUGAAAGCUUCUUAUGUAAUUAUUUGCUAAAGACCCAUUUCUCUAUACAACUUUACCUGAUAAUGCAGCAUUAUUAUUGGGAUAUGUUCGAUUACUUCAUUGAAAAAGCAAUUCCUUUAUCAAAUAUAAUAUCAGUAGCUACAGAUGGAGCACCUGCCAUGGUUGGACGUUAUCGUUUAUUUAUAAGCUAUUUAAAACAAAAUGUGUCAGGGGUGUUAGCAAUACAUUGCGUCAUCCAUCGACAUCAUUUAGUUGCUAAAAUUUGA